Messenger RNA from Ilex paraguariensis (yerba mate), 1414 nucleotides. Lineage: Eukaryota; Viridiplantae; Streptophyta; Magnoliopsida; Aquifoliales; Aquifoliaceae. The record is from the annotation of a GenBank genome assembly.
AUGCUGGAGCCUGAGCUGUGUUCUUCCCGGAUCCUAUCACCUUUUCGCGAUGAAAGUGGUGAUGAAGAUCUCUCUGUUCUUCCUAGACACACCAAAGUUAUUGUGACUGGAAAUAACAGAACAAAGUCUGUUUUAGUGGGUCUGCAUGGUGUUGUCAAGAAAGCUGUUGGCCUUGGCGGUUGGCAUUGGCUGGUUUUAAAGAAUGGGGCUGAAGUGAAGCUGCAAAGGAAUGCUUUGAGUGUGCUGCAAGCUCCCACUGGAGAUGAAGAAGAUGAAGAUUAUGAUUUUGACAACUCUAGUAGUGGCUCUGACAUUGGUGAAAAGGACAAGGAUUACUCCACUGGUUUUGAGUUCAGCAAACUGAGCAAGGCUAGAGUUCGGUAUACAAAGCUAUGGGGUCCGUCUGCAUCGGCAAAGUCAAUGAACCGCAGCAGUUGCAAAGAACUUCAAUCUGGUGUGGACACACCCCAACUGAGAGUGAAGUUGGCAAAACUGGGGACUACCUCAUUGUUGAGAUACUGGAGAAGCUUUCACCUUGGAAGUAUUAGUCCUCAUCCUACAAAGGAACAUAUGGUUAAUCUGGUUCAGCAGCAUUUUGCUUCGCAGCAAUUGGACGAGGCACAAGUAAUCAUGGAAUUCAUCCGUGCAGCCAAGAGACAAAAAUCACUUGACACACAUCGAGCCUGAUCUGAGAAAUUAGAUGAUGUAUGUACUGUACCUAAUUUUACAUAUGAACUCUAACCUUUAGUUUAGCUCUAGUUCUAGACCGGUAAUAGAGAUUGGUAGCUGGUUUGCCAGCCAUAUUUCCUCAUCUAUCUUGGAUCGUAACCUUGAAAUAUGUGACUGUGACCAAGCUCGUAUUAUUACCCUAGUUUUGUAUCUUAUAUGUUCAUCCUCAUUCCAUACCUUUGGACGGAAAAGAUUUUCAGAUAACUAGUACAAGUCAUGGAUUUUGUGGUACGGCGUUCACAGACACUAUCAAUUCAACACGGCAUGAAUGAUACAAUCCGAACAUAACAAGAAGGUGUUGAAACACGUACAUAUUUUUGGUGUUGAAUUCAGAAUUUCGGGGUGGAUUAUUCAUCUAUGUAUCUGUGAACUAAGGAAUGACAUUGUUGAUUCUUGAGUAAGCAGCAGAUUCUUUGUAAGAUCCUUUUGGACAGUGGCUGCUCAUUUGUAUAAAAGCCAGGUUGUCAUUUGGUGUCACGGGAUGGUAUGAAAGUGAUACAAUGAAAUUAUUGGCCCCUGCAAAGAUUUUGUGGUGAGUGCUUUGGAUUUGGUGAACCAAGUGAUUUUCUGUCGGACCCACCUUGUCCUCUCUGAAGAGUAAAAGUCUGUAUAACUGGACUCUUAGCUGCUAUAAUCAAUGUAAACUUGGCCCCACCAGCCAUAUUAAAAGAGUUGGGCUUUAAAG